UCCUCCUCAACUCUCCGCGGCCGCCGCUGAAAAUGUCCACAGAGGAUCGAGUUACACUACGCCCCAUCUUUAAGCCCCGGUCCGCGGGGCAGUGCGCCGUUAGCCAGCAGCACAACCAGAGGACAGGGCCGCGGGACGCACCGGGCUUCGCACUCAUGCCUUGAAAAAGGGAAGCGCUCCAAAUUGUUGUUAAUGGGGAGAAACCACAUUCCACUGCAGUUCUAACAAUGAUAGAAACAAUGGAUACCCAGCGUGCCUUGCAGGCGGUGGAGCGUCUCCAGGCCAAGCUGAAGGAGCGGGGGGAGGUGCCCACUGAGGAGAAGCUCAGCCUGCUCAAGUCGGUGCUCCAGAGCCCCCUCUUCCACCAGAUCCUGGCCUUGCAGAAGUCCGUCCAGCAUCUCAGAGACCAGGAGAGCAUCCCGGUGUCGAGUGGGAGUGACCCCGGCGAUCAUGUCGCAACAGUCAAACCCUACUCAGACAUAUCAGCUUCUCCACACAUCAAUGGAAAGACGUCAUGUGAAGAUUUCGAGCACCUCGUUAACUCCAUGGCGCAGGGGCGCUGCGUGACGCACGUGGACCUACAGAAGCCAGUGUCAGGAGGCCUUGGCUUCAGCGUGGUGGGCCUGAAGAGCGAGAACCGAGGAGAGCUCGGCAUCUUCAUCCAGGAAAUUCAGCAGGGAAGUGUUGCCGACUGUGAUGGCAAGCUCAAAGAAGCUGACCAGAUCCUAGCCAUCAACGGCCAGCUCCUGGACCAGAGGGUGAGCCACCAGCAGGCCAUAGGCAUCCUGCAGAGUGCGUCGGAGAGGGUGCAGCUCACCGUGGCCAGAGGACCGAUACCUCAGCUGGUCAGCCCCGCGGUGUCCCGCACGCCCUCGGCCGCCAGCACGCUGUCCGCCAGCUCCAGUGCGUGGCAGCACGUGGAAACGAUCGAGCUGGUCAACGAUGGGACCGGACUUGGCUUUGGUAUCGUGGGAGGAAAGACCACUGGGGUCAUUGUCAAAACCAUCCUUCCCGGAGGCAUAGCUGACCAGGAUGGCCGCCUGCGCAGCGGCGACCACAUCCUGAGAAUCGGAGACACCGACCUGCACGGCAUGGGCAGCGAGCAGGUGGCCCAGGUCCUCAGGCAGUGUGGUAACAGGGUGAAGUUGGUGGUCACCAGGGGUCCCGGGGACGAGAAUCCCUCCCUCUCUGCUGUCAUGCCCGUGGUGCUCCCCACUGUCAACGAACAGGGCUGUGAAGAAGAGGAGGACGAAGCCUUUGAUGUGAGCCUCACCAAGAACACCCAGGGUCUGGGGAUCACUAUUGCUGGCUAUGUUGGAGAUAAAAAUGCAGAGCCCUCUGGCAUUUUUGUUAAGAGCAUCACUAAAGACAGUGCCGUAGAUCAAGAUGGCCGUAUUCACGUCGGGGACCAAAUAAUAGCUGUCGACUGCGUAGACAUCCAGGGAUACACCAAUCAGCAGGCAGUGGAAGUGCUCCGACACACGGGCCAGACCGUCCACCUGAAGCUGAUCCGCCGGGACUUCAGGCCCGAGGAGACCCCACCGAACGUGGCCCCCGUGGACGCCGGCCCCGCCCCGUCCCCCCCCGCCAUCAUCCCCACCGCCGUCGCCGUGAUGGAGCUGGAAAGCAGGAAGGCUGCUCAAGAUGAAAAGCCGCUCCAGACAAAGAGUGAAGGACCCGACGUGGGACCCGACGCGGGACCCGACGCGGGACCCGACGUGGGACCCGACGCGGGCCCCGCCGUGGAUCAGCUUACAGACGAAGACGAACAUGGGAUGGAGCCAGCACCCUUUGAAGAGGAAGAUCUAAUGAAGAAGUGGCAAGAAAUUCUGGGGCCAAGUAAUGAAGUUGUCGAGGCUCAGGUGGAGAAGUUCAGUGAGAACAGUGGGCUGGGCAUCAGUCUAGAAGCCAACAGCGGGCAUCAUUACAUCCGCUCCGUUCUACCCGAGGGACCCGUUGGCCGCUGCGGAAAGCUCUUCAGCGGAGAUGAACUGCUUGAGGUCAAUGGUUUAUCCCUGAUUGGUGAGACCCACAAGGAAGUUGUCCGAAUCCUGAAGGAGCUUCCUCUGUGCGUGACCAUGAUAUGCUGUAGGCCCGCCCCUCACCUGCAGACGGACAUGGAUGCUGUCCAACCAGAGACUUUCUUAACAGCAUCCAAAUUAAAGAAACAAAUAGACCCGAGCGGCGUACCGGCUGCUGGAGACUCCGAGGUGAACGUGGCGGCAGCGGCGCAGGAGAAGGUGACUGAGGAGGCGAUAGCGUCUCCUUUGGCUAUGUGGGAAUUGGAGAUCCAGAACAUCGAGCUGGAAAAGGGGGAAGGGGGAUUGGGAUUCAGCAUUCUGGACUAUCAGGACCCAUUGGACCCCGCCAAGACGGUGAUUGUCAUUCGCUCGCUGGUUCCCAGCGGCGUGGCCGAACAGGAUGGCAGACUGUUGCCCGGAGACCGCCUCAUGUAUGUUGACACCACCAACCUGGAGAACGCCAGCCUGGAAGACGCCGUCCAGGCCCUGAAGGGAGCCAACCUUGGCACGGUCCAGAUAGGAGUUGCCAAACCACUGCCUGGAAUAUGUGGAUAUUCCCACUCUCCACACCCAUAUGGUGAGCAGGAGAUUACUUCAUCAUCCACCAUCCAUUCAUUUGACUUCAUACAUAUUUGGGUGGAAGAAGGAGAGGAAGAAGGACUGACUGAGGGCAUCGUUUACCGAGCAGAGCCUGCAUUGGUGGACGCCUGCGAAGCAGACCUGUCUGACGAAAGUGUGUUGGACCUCACUUACUCUGGGACAGAGGACGACACUUUCCAGGCAUCCAUGAUCGCUCUUCACGGCAGCGGCUGUAGUGCAGAGAUGGAUUACCUGCACUCAUCUACGCCCACGCUGACAGCUCGUCUGGACGUGUUGGACGAGCAUCUCUGCUUCCCGCCACCGCCCCCGCCCGACCUCGCCGACGACACGGGGCCGUUCUCCCCGGAGGAGUCGGCCCCUUUCACUCCUCCGAGUUUCAGGGGCCGCGACCGGGUUUUCGGAGGCGCGUUGAGCAGCUCUGAUCAGUUCCUGGCGCAGCACGAUGCUCGAGAGGAGCCGGCGGAGAGCUCCAACUCGUACAGCUCGCUCACUGAAAUAGGGACAAGGUUGUCCCUCCCAGAUGAGCCCGCGGAGGCUCUUCACUACCAGCAGGUGCCAGCCAUGUCUCUGGAAGACAUUGGAAAUAUAGAGAUCUUGAUAAAGGGCGAGGCGGCUGGCGUGAGAGAAUCAGCAGCGGCCGGUGACGAGAAAGAACUGACCUCAGGGAGCAAUUUUGAAAGGACCAUCACAGUUGUCAAGGGCAACUCCAGCCUAGGGAUGACCGUGAGCGCCACCAAAGACGGUCUGGGGAUGCUGACCCGCAGCAUAAUCCACGGGGGGUCCGUGAGCCGCGACGGACGCCUGGGUGUCGGCGAUCUCCUCCUGGCCAUCAACGGCGAGCCCACGGCCGGCCUGACCAAUGCCCAGGCUCGCGCCAUGCUGCGACGCCACUCGCUCGUUGGACCGGACCUGGGAUCUGCUUGUGCACCCGAGGACGAUCUGUGCCCAUUUUAUGUGAAUAUUCCAAGCCUCCCUGAACGGGAAGACGGCGAGGGGGAGGAGAGUGCCGCUUAUAGCAACUGGAACCCACCCAGGAGAGUGGAGCUCUUCCGAGCGGCAGGCAAGUCCUUGGGUAUCAGCAUCGUCGGGGGCCGAGGGAUGGGCAGCCGGCUGAGCAACGGAGAGGUGAUGAGGGGCAUCUUCAUCAAGCACAUCCUGGAGGACAGUCCUGCUGGACAGAACGGGACCCUGAAGACCGGGGACAGGAUUGUCGAGGUGGAUGGAGCGGAUCUGAGAGAUGCUACCCAUGAGGAGGCGGUGGAGGCCAUACGCAGGGCGGGCAACCCGGUGUCCUUCUUGGUCCAGAGCAUUAUCCACAGGCCCAGGGCCGAGUCAAUAUGUAACCCGGCCGCGUCGCCUGCUGUAGAGAAACCCAGCACCUCUUUCACAUGCAUGCCACAUGCCACAUGUCAGAGGGAUUCACCUGCAUGUCUGUCCCGUGCGCCGCAGUCGUCGCUGACGGACUCCAGCAAGGAGAGAGCCGCGGCGCAGACGAGGGACAACAAGGACAAGGAGGGUUACAGUCACAGUAGACUUUUCCUCCGCCUCUCCCCAACUAACCCUUUCACUCCUACCCCGUUUAAGCCUGUGAAGCGUGAAGCGGCAAAGGCAUCUCCCCCCAGCCCUGUCCUCCUCCUGCCAGUGGUGCCCCAUGUGGGAGAGACUGAUACAGACACGCUGACAGAGAUCCCAGGCAGACCUGCAGAGGAGGAGGAGGAUGAGUUUGGAUACAAUUGGAAGAACAUAAUCCAGCGCUACGGCAGCCUCCCGGGAGUCCUACACAUGAUUGAGCUGGAGAAGGGCAAGACAGGCCUGGGCCUCAGCCUGGCAGGGAACAGGGACCGCUCUCGGAUGAGCGUCUUCGUGGUGGGGAUUGACCCCAACGGGGCGGCCGGCCGGGACGGGCGCAUGGUAGUCGGGGACGAGCUGCUGGAGAUCAGUGGGCAAGUGCUUUAUGGCCACAGCCACCAGAACGCUUCCUCCAUCAUCAAAAGCUCCCCAUCGCAAGUCAAAAUCAUCUUUGUCAGGAACACGGAGGCGCUGGACCAGAUGGCGGUGGGACCUGUGAGAGAACCCGAGGGAGACACAGUGGAGCCGCACACCGAGCUGGAAACCACUGCUGCUAAUGGUGAUGCCGAUGCUUCAAAACAUGUGCAUCACAGCAUGGAGCUGGAGGAGGACGGGGUGAUCGGCGGCACAUAUGUGGAGGGAAACCCCGACAGCGGCGACGCACGUCAGAGUGCGUCAGCGGUGGAAGGCCAGGAGGGCUGUUUAAAAGCAGCGGACAAACUCCCAGCUGUGAAUGGCGAUUUACUGCCGGGCUACACUGUGGAAAAGGAGAAGCGACCCAUCAAUACAAAUGAGAGCCUCCCUUCCUUCUCUUUGCUCCAGUCCACCUGCCAGGACGGGGAGAGCGCGGUGGAUUUAUAUGUAAGCUUACCCAGCAUGCCCAGUGACACAGCAAGCACCCCGGGUCAACCGCAGGCGGAAGCCGACACCGUUCAGAGUCGCUCUUCCACCCCUUCCACUCUGGCCUGUGACCCGACGACCUGUCCCAUCAUCCCCGGCUGUGAGACCACCAUUGACAUCUCCAAGGGCCGAACGGGCCUGGGCCUGAGCAUCGUGGGAGGCUGCGACACCUUGCUGGGGGCCAUCAUUAUCCAUGAAGUCUAUGAAGAGGGAGCAGCCUCAAAAGACGGCAGGCUCUGGGCCGGAGACCAAAUCCUGGAGGUGAACGGCAUCGACCUGCGUGCAGCCAGCCACGACGAGGCCAUCAACGUGCUGCGGCAGACCCCGCACAGGGUCCGGCUGGCGGUCUACAGGGACGAGGCCCAGUACAAGGAGGAGGACCUGUGGGACUCCUUCACCGUGGAGCUCCACAAGAAGCCCGGCCAGGGCUUGGGCCUGAGCAUUGUCGGGAGGAGAUCACGGGACGAGAGGAACGACACGGGAGUGUUCGUGUCCGACAUCGUGAGGGGGGGUUUGGUGGACACCGACGGCCGCCUGAUGCAGGGCGACCAGAUCAUGUCCGUCAACGGCGAGGACGUCCGGACCACCACUCAGGAGGCCGUGGCUGCACUACUCAAGUGCUCUGUGGGGCCAAUAAACAUGGAUGUGGGGAGGUUUAAGGCGGGCCCCUUCCACUCAGAGAGACGGCUGUCUCAAAGCAGUCAGAUGAGUGAAAGCGGCAGCCCCAAGGGGCCCUCUGUGUCAUGCUCCGACUCUGGGAACCUUCCCGGUGACCAUGACAAAUUGAGUCGGAGUCCAGAGCCUCCGGAGUACCAGGAAACCAGAACAGUGGAGUUCAUCAAAGGUCCCAGCGAUUCUCUGGGUGUCAGCAUAGCAGGGGGCGUGGGAAGCCCCCUGGGGGACAUCCCCAUCUUUAUCGCCAUGAUGAAUCCCAUCGGCCUGGCUGCUCAGACGCAGAAGCUCAAGAUCGGGGACCGCAUUGUCAGUAUCUGUGGAACCUCUGCGGAAGGCAUGACCCACUCGCAGGCGGUCACUCUGCUCAAGAACGCCACAGGCACAAUACAGCUGCAGGUGGUAGCGGGCGGGGACACCACCGUGACGGGUCCCCCUCAGGAGCAGGCGGCUGCAGGUCUCACGCCCAGCUGCAUCUUCCAGGAUGACCUCGGCCCACCUCAGUAUAAGACCAUCAAUCUGGAAAGAGGACCAGACGGACUGGGUUUCAGCAUAGUGGGAGGCUACGGCAGCCCCCAUGGGGACCUGCCGAUCUACGUUAAAACUGUUUUUGGAAAGGGUGCAGCAGCGGAGGACGGCCGCCUGAAGCGAGGAGACCAGAUAAUGGCCGUUAACGGGCAGACUCUGGAGGGCGUCACUCACGAAGAAGCCGUUGGCAUCCUGAAGAGGACCAAAGGCACCGUCACUCUCACUGUGCUAUCAUAAACACACACAUGUGCAAUAACCCGCAAACACGCCUGUUCUUACACUUUUAAUCCACACCCAAUGUUCAUCCACAUCAAUAGAGAGCGAAACUUUAAUGGAGCGACACACCUCGCCGGUGUGACGUCAUCACGUCUAGGUGGAGAAGAACUCAAACCGGCAACUGUUUCACCACUGGAUUGCUCUGCUAAAAUGACCAGAUGUUCAUCUGUGAAAAUAUGCACACUGAAAUUCAUUCAUGAAGGAGCUUAAUGUAGCUUUGAACACUGUGAUCCACGUAAGAUUUAUGCACGUCUCAUAAUAAAAUUGCUUUUAUCACUGAAAGAUCCAGCCCAAAUAGUAUGUAAAAUACAUACAUACAUUUAGAAAUAGUUUGCCAUACAGUGUUUUAACUAGUUGUAUAUAUCUCAAACAUGUGAUGAAUAGUAUUCGAAUUAUAGCCCCGUUCAGUUACAUUCCGUGGAUCUGGAUCCAAAGUAUUCACUUGACAAAGGGGUAUUUAGCGGUUCCCUUGCUUGUGAGAUCAUUAUUUUACACAAGUGCAAAAUCGGAAUAUUUCUAGGAGGAGGAGCAGAUUCUUCAAGGUUUUGAAACAGUAAACUACUUACAAGGAGUCCCCUUACACUAAAUUAAGAGCAUGAAACGCCUGUGAAGUCAUUAACAGAUAAUCAGAAUCUAGCCAACGGCUGUAUUAGCUGAUAACAGCAUUAUUUGUCUUUUACAUUGCACUGCUCACGCUCACUGAUUUCAUGAAAGGCUGAUGCUGCUGCUGCUGUAACUGGUUGUAGAAAAAUGGCCAAUGGAGCGUUUUUAUGAAGUGCUAAUGGCUAGAAGUCUGAUACCGUAAAUAUAUACAGAAAGAGGUGAAAUCCUUAAGAAGUGUGGGUUAAGUGCACAUUUGACAAGAUGAGGAAUAUGUAUGACUUGCUCACUGAAAUAUCGUGCUGCUAAAGCCAAUAUACAAGGUAUUAUCUCAGUAUUUUCAAUUUUCGUUUGAAGUAUUAUGCAUUUUCCCUAGAUGAAAGAGCAAAUACAAUAACAUGCUAUCUAGGGAGUGGACAUGUUUAAUUUGUCAAAUGACUAUAUAAUGGACCUUACUGUAUACCCUGUAUACUGUAUAAGUCAUGUAGUGUGUAGUUCCUGAAGUCAUUAGGCUUGUGUUGUGUGAUCUAGUUUAUCCGAAAGUUGGAAAUGUGACAGUAUUGAAUUUGUUCACACUGAAUUAAAUAAAAGUGACCUUUGGAUUAAGUCAUCUGUU
This is a messenger RNA of Gasterosteus aculeatus aculeatus (three-spined stickleback), 7782 nucleotides long. NCBI's taxonomy places the organism in Eukaryota, Metazoa, Chordata, Actinopteri, Perciformes, Gasterosteidae. The record is from RefSeq and is a predicted model, not a curated record.